AAUUAAAGUAUCAGGAUUAAUUUUGCGGCGUGACUAUACCGAACACAUUUAUAGUUAUGGAUGUUAUAAAAUUUAUACAACAUGUUGACAACAAUGUUGACAAUAUCAAUGCUAUUAUCACGUUUGGAAAUUAAGUGCCUGCGUUUUUCGGUGUGCAGUGCCAUCCUGUGGCGAAUAUGGAAAAUACACGUUUUAUAUGUUUUAACGGUAUUUCAGCCUUUUACAGUGUAAGUAACAUUUUACACUACGUUUUAAAUUUAUUUCCUAUUCAGUUUGCAAGCAAUAUCCUUACUGGUCAGUUCUUUUUUAUAUAUUCUUGGACUGACCAUGUUUCAACGUGCGUGAAUAGGAGACAAAUGAAAAAAAUAUAUAUAAUUCUCAUGAAAUGCCACGGUCGUCAAGAAAUGAUUCCUUAUAGGAACACAAUAUAAAGGAAAUGUAAAGCUCGGGGAUCCUUUACUGCCUUUGCACAUUUUUGAUAGAUGGGAAAGUUACGAUAAGAAGUGUUCUCCGCAUGCGCAGAACAGUGCGUGCCACUAGCGGUCACGUGGUGCUGCACGUUGUACGUUCGCUAACUUCCAUGUGGAGGACCAGUUGUUAGCUAGCUAAACAGAACCACAAUGCCGAAGGCUAAGAAGGCUGGUAGGAAAAAGAAGUUCAAUUAUAAUAAAGAUAGGAAAAAACUCAACCGGAAGGUUAAGAAAAAGAUGGCUCCGAGAAUAGCAUGCUCACAGAUGAGAAAUGCGUGGAAUGAGCAAUCGACCGUCUCCAAGAACCUGAGCGACAUGGGUCUGGCUUUUGACCCCAACGUCGCUGUGCCUCUCCGGAAGAACAAGAUAUCUGGGAUGGAGGUAGACGAAGUCGCCCAAAUUGUGAGGAAACCGUACGUCAUCAAAGAAAUGGAAGCUGAGGCAAAAUUGCCAAAGCAGGACACGAGGACAGUGUCCAGAGACAUGAUCGAGUAUGUGCAGCACAUGAUCCGAGAACACAAGGAAGAUUAUAAGGCUAUGGCCAGAGAUGAAAAAAACUACUACCAGGAUACACCAAAACAAAUAAAAAGGAAAAUAGAGAUGUACAAGCAGUGUCACUCAGAAGAAUAUGCCGCCUUUCUGGAAUUGUUGAAGACUGAACAAAUGGACACAAAAUAGAUAUGGAGUUUCUGCAUGGGAGGUGACCAGUGUCACCUCAGAAUUCUAUAACGAAACCCUUAGUGUUUAUGAGAGUGGGAAAAACCAGCUUAUCCAAGCCUUUGAUAGUGGUUUUGAGUCUUAAAGGUAUUCUCAUUGUGUAUACUUAUUUUGAAACUAUCUGGUUUAAUUGUAUGUAAAAGACGAGUCAGUGCUUUGUGCCCCAAACAUUUUUAUUUGAAUCAAGCUAAAAGGGCUUUCAUAUGCUCUGUACAAUCAUCAAUUUGACAAACACAGCACCAUUUAAAACCAGAAUAUGACUCAUCUACAUUUUCUCUUUGUGUCCUACAUGAGAAACAUGUAUAUAUGCUUCAUGAGAAUGCAUCCUGUUGAUUUUUACAUAAAUAAAUAUGCUAGUACUCUUGUAA
Molecule: messenger RNA, 1555 nt
Organism: Brienomyrus brachyistius
Lineage: Eukaryota; Metazoa; Chordata; Actinopteri; Osteoglossiformes; Mormyridae
Gene: nop16
Product: NOP16 nucleolar protein homolog (yeast)
Exons: 5
Coding region: 621-1148 (175 amino acids)
Biological process (GO): ribosomal large subunit biogenesis
Cellular component (GO): nucleolus
Source: RefSeq, a predicted model, not a curated record